AUGGCGAAUAGGAAAUUUCAAAUUGAUAAACAGAUCAAAAGUGAGUCAACGAAAUCAACAGAAAUACAGGAUGUUGGGACAUUUUCUUGGACAAAUAUUUCUUCUGGCAAUAAGUCUGAUGUUAAGACUUUCAUUAAAUACGAAAUUGAUGAAACUCUGGAAAUCAAGGAAGAGAGCGUACAAGAUGUGGAGAAAAUUACAGACAACAAGCAUGAUCAAGCAUAUGACUCAACAUUUUGUACCGUAGAUAUAAUAAGAAAAUAUGAGAUUUCGGCUGUCAAGCGCAAACUGCGGAACCUGGAGAAGCAUGAAUUUGAGAAAUCAGAACAGGAAAUGCCGUACACGUGCGAAAAGUGUGGGCGAAGUUAUUCCAAAAUUAAAGUUUUGAAAAGCCAUCAAAAAUUCGAAUGCGACGUUAUGCCACAAUUCUGUUGUAAAUUUUGUACCAGACUGUUUAAACGGAAAUAUGACAUGGAUGGUCAUAUACAUCGCGUGCAUCACAAGACAGACAUAAAAAAGGCAGCAUUAAUGCAUAAUUGCGACAAAUGUCCUCGUAGUUACAAAUCGGUGAGAACUUUAGCUCGGCACAAAAAUGCAAUACAUGCAGCAAUCAUUCCACAAUUUAUUUGCGAUGUUUGCGGAUAUAAAGUCAAUACAAAAGAUAAUUUGGUAAAGCAUAUGAUUUCACGCCACUUACAGACAUCAGAGUCUAGGCAUAAAUGCGACAAAUGUCCACGAAGUUACGUUUGGCCAGCUCAUUUAACUCGACAUAAACGUUUAGUACAUACUGAAGACAAGCCACAAUUUAUUUGCGAUUUUUGCGGAUAUAAAACGAAUAGAAAAUGCGCCUUGGUCACGCACAUAAUUUCACGCCAUUCAAAGACAUCGAAAUCCAGGCAUAAUUGCGACCAAUGUUGGAGAAGUUAUCGCUCGUUAGUUGGUUUAAACCGACACAAAGUUUUAAAACAUGCGACCUCCAUACCACAAUUUACGUGCAAUGUUUGUGAUUAUAAAUCAAAAAAUAAAUGUAACUUGCUAGCGCACAUUACUUCACACCACUCACGGACAUAGAAAUCGGAGUAAAUGCUACAAAUUCUCGUGAUUUACAUGCGAUAUUUGGGAUUUAAAGACUAAACGCAAAUGUAUCUUUUUAAAGCAUAUGAUUCCGAAACAGCUUAAUGAGUAAUAAUUGCUAUGCACGCGAAAUUUUAAUCCUUGAGAAAUUUCUCAUACUAGUUCAGAAAGUUCUUCUCUCUAUUAAAUUAAAUGUUUGCAUAGGUACAGU
Belonocnema kinseyi is the source of this 1285-nucleotide messenger RNA. RefSeq names its product zinc finger protein 676-like. The transcript is spliced from 3 exons. Gene Ontology annotation, biological process: regulation of transcription by RNA polymerase II. Gene Ontology annotation, molecular function: DNA-binding transcription factor activity, RNA polymerase II-specific; RNA polymerase II transcription regulatory region sequence-specific DNA binding. The record is from RefSeq and is a predicted model, not a curated record. Gene Ontology annotation, cellular component: nucleus. NCBI's taxonomy places the organism in Eukaryota, Metazoa, Arthropoda, Insecta, Hymenoptera, Cynipidae. The coding region runs from base 1 to 1071 and encodes 356 amino acids.